Molecule: messenger RNA, 183 nt
Organism: Lottia gigantea (owl limpet)
Lineage: Eukaryota; Metazoa; Mollusca; Gastropoda; Lottiidae
Exons: 2
Biological process (GO): regulation of transcription by RNA polymerase II
Molecular function (GO): DNA-binding transcription factor activity, RNA polymerase II-specific; RNA polymerase II transcription regulatory region sequence-specific DNA binding
Source: RefSeq, a predicted model, not a curated record
CGUAAACAAAGACGAAGCAGAACAGCCUUUACCAAUCAACAGUUAGCAGCAUUGGAGAAAACAUUUGGAAAAACUCAUUAUCCUGAUGUUGUAAUGAGAGAAAGAUUAGCAAUGAUGACUAAUUUACCAGAGGCACGAAUACAGGUAUGGUUUAAAAAUCGUCGGGCCAAAUUCCGAAAGAAA